Messenger RNA from Penaeus indicus, 309 nucleotides. RefSeq names its product cuticle protein AM1199-like. NCBI's taxonomy places the organism in Eukaryota, Metazoa, Arthropoda, Malacostraca, Decapoda, Penaeidae. The transcript is spliced from 2 exons. The record is from RefSeq and is a predicted model, not a curated record. The annotation marks the transcript as partial.
UUCGUCACCAUCCUGAGGGACGACCGACAGGAUCUGGGCGACGGAGCCUUCAGCUACGUCUUCGAAGCCGCCAACGGAAUCGGCGAGUCCCGCGUGGGCUAUCCCGGAUCCAAGGGCCAGGUCAACAUGCAGGGAUCCUACAGGUUCUCCCUCGACGACGGCACCUUCGCCGAGGUUCGCUUCGUCGCCGACGAGUUCGGAUUCCGCGCCGAAUCCCCUCUCCUCCCCACCCCACACCCCAUCCCCGCCCACGCCGUCGAACAGAUUCGCGUCGCCGAGGAGCAGCGACGUCGCGGAAUUCAGUUUUGA